CAGGCAUUCCAUCUUGGUCCUUAAAAAUGAUGACGUAUCUACAGCCUUCUCCGUUUGAUGUCAGUUGUAGAUGUCCAUGGACUGCUAUUACCAUCAAGUGGACUGUAAACGUUUGUUUGUAAUUACCUCAAUUUUAUUAAAAGUAAUGUUUUUUUCUUUAAUUGAUUUUAUUACUUAAUUUAUUCAAAAUAAUGCUUGUAAUUUUAUGUCAAUAAACUGUACAAUUAAUUGAAACAAUGGCUUAAUUUAAAAUAGUCUAUAAUAACAGGCACCUGAACUGGGAUAAACCUGUAUCUCAGGUGUAUGUGCUAAUAGAUACAUCUACAAAUAUUUUCUGUGUCUUAUAUAAAAUGAAUAACAUACCAUCUAAUUAAGGUUAAUUCGGUAAAAUUUAUUAUCAUUAAUUUACUUAUGAUUUUAAUUAACUUAAAACAAUCAGCAAUAUUUCUUUACCAUUCCUUAACUAUGUUCGAAUUACAUUUUUAAAAUCUGCCAUUUUAAUGGAUACAUGUUCAAAAUUGCGUUGACUUGCUUUUACAAAAAAGGGCCAAGGAAUGUAAAAAAUCUAGGCAUGAAAGAAUGCCUUGUUCUAAUGUUAGUUUCAAUAAUUUUAUAUUUGCGUCUUUUAUCAGUGGACUCUUUUCUGUAGGGAAAUUUUAAGUGCUGUAUAAAGUAAUGUAUUAGUAUCGUACUCAUAACGAAUAACCGGCGCACUGAUAGGACAUUGUAGGAUUUAUAUAAGAGAUGGGACUGGAAUAGGAUAGGGCGGAAUGUUGCGACUUUCACUAUAGGUCUUUGAGCGCGUUCCAUUGGUAACAGUGUAGCUUAUAAAGUCAAUAAGUCAUUACAACUUGCGUGGUUUACGAUUUCUAACUGAUUUAUUUUGAAUCACGUUAAAAAGCUUUACACAACAUUUUCUAAAAGGUUAUAAUUACUUGCAGCCCAACGAGUAUAGCCGGCAAGAAGUCUAACGAGCUGCUUCAAAGCGGCCUUAGUAGUCUAAAGUCGGCCGCUACUAGCAUGGCCAAGAAGUUUGACGAGAUGAAGGAAGUAAUCUCGGCCAACUCGACGCCAGUGAAGGGAGCGUUCGGAAAUGCGACCAGUGCAUUAACCAGCUUCAUCACAGAGGAGGACUCUAAUGACGCGUCGUCAGAAGUUAAUCCCGAUGAGUGGUCUAUGGGCGGUACAUUCAGACGCGCGUCAAGUGAAGCGGAGCUGGCCUGCAGUAUGGAGCGCGGCUCGCUCGCCACGUUAUUGUCGCAGCUGCCCGACAACCUCUACCCACAACACGCGGUAAAGCACUUUAUUAGUAAAACUUUAAACUUUAGGGAAAAAAUAUGCUUUUGCUUACUAACAGGACACUUUUAUUAAAUGACCACUAAAAAAAACGUGUGUGUGUGUACUUAUGUACGCACGAAAGAAGCUAUAUUUCUUUAGCGUAACAGAACAAAAAUAACUAAAAUUAAACACGGUUUAUAGAUUCAUAUAUAUUUUAAUAACUACCUUGAAUAUAGUUAUCAGCUCUCACGAAAACUUGACAGUUGACAGGCAAUUACCAACUGAAGUUGUCGCUUUUAGGUUUCUGUGUGCGCGGGCAUCUUAACAACUUCAUGCUGUCGUUUUUAGGUGUCGGUGUGCGCGCGCAUCGUAAAAAAUUCAACAUAAAUUUUAAUUUCGACUUCAAACUAGCCAGUAUUAUAAAAAAAAUAUCUUCGUAGUUGACGACCAAAUACAUUAAAAAUGGAUGUGGAUUCGGGUAUAACCUCUCUAGGGAACAACUUUCCUAGGGAAUCAGUUUUAAUGAUUAAAUAAUUAAGUAUUUAUCUAUUCUAAUAUAUUAAAGUGGAAGAUGUUUUUUUUUGUUUGUUUAAACACGCUAAUGUCUCGAACUACCAGUCCGAUUAGAUAAAUUAUUUUUGUAUAUUAUAGCCAGAUUCAUGAGGAAUAGUAUAAGUGCUACACCUCACGGCUAACCUUAAAUAUUGAGUUUUGUUAAGCAAGUCAAAAGGAAAAACGCCCCAGAACUGUUACAUCCGUGCACUGGCGUAAUGGUUAGUGAUAUGUUAAUACAAUGUUCUACAAACGUAGACUUUUACUUCAUCUAU
Messenger RNA from Parnassius mnemosyne (clouded apollo), 2105 nucleotides. The record is from the annotation of a GenBank genome assembly. NCBI's taxonomy places the organism in Eukaryota, Metazoa, Arthropoda, Insecta, Lepidoptera, Papilionidae.